AUGAAGGUCGCAUUGUGUCUCCUCCUCGCUGUGGCCACGGCCCGUGCGGCUAUCUGGUGCCCUCCAAAUGCUUGCGAGAACCUGGAGUGUGAAAACGCCUUAUUGCAGGCGCGAGACUGUGGCGCAGAUCGGUUUGAGCAGAAUGGUGGUGUGUGUGGAUGUUGCCCAACGUGCAUCUCCCAGUUGAAGGUUGACGAGGACUGCUCAGCGCUGAUGCUCCUCGGUGGCGUGCCAAAAUCUGAAUGUGAAGGAAACCUUCAAUGUGACUGGAACACCAAGAAGUGUGCCUACCGCUGCAAAGAAGAACACGCCUCUUCCCAAGCUGCUCUCAGUGGUCCACGACCAAUGCUGGGGACCUUCGUGCCAAGAUGUGAAGCUGACGGCAGCUACUCCGCCUACCAGUGUCAGGGAUCACAGUGUUAUUGUGUGAGCAAGGACGGUGCUACCAUCAGCGGUUAUUCCGUAAACAGGUGGGAGGUCGACGGCAUGAACUGCAACUGCGCCCGCGAUGCUGCUGAAUACAAGAAGCUUGGUAUCGUUGGUCAAAUGUUCAACUGUGCAAGCAAUGGGAACUACGAGAAGGUCCAGUGCCAAGGGUCCGUGUGCUUCUGCACGGAUGAGAACGGCAAACAACUCCUCGGAGCACAGGCUGUCCAUAUCGCACAGUCCAGUACUCUAAGCUGUUAGCAUUUGCGAAGCUCUUCGAUUGAAUCCACUCACGUUGCCUCCCUUCCGAAAGCUUCCGCAAGGCAAAACACUCACGAUUCACAUCCGAAGACUUAUGUUUGCAGUAUAAUACAAUUUUCUGGAUUUUUAGUAAAUAAAGCACAUUUAACAACAA
Messenger RNA from Lineus longissimus, 841 nucleotides. RefSeq names its product equistatin-like. The transcript has 6 exons. Bases 1 to 687 code for a protein of 228 amino acids. Lineage: Eukaryota; Metazoa; Nemertea; Pilidiophora; Heteronemertea; Lineidae. Gene Ontology annotation, biological process: cell-matrix adhesion. Gene Ontology annotation, cellular component: basement membrane. The record is from RefSeq and is a predicted model, not a curated record.